Molecule: messenger RNA, 1707 nt
Organism: Photinus pyralis (common eastern firefly)
Lineage: Eukaryota; Metazoa; Arthropoda; Insecta; Coleoptera; Lampyridae
Gene: Pdcd4
Product: programmed cell death protein 4
Exons: 2
Coding region: 223-1572 (449 amino acids)
Biological process (GO): negative regulation of DNA-templated transcription
Cellular component (GO): nucleus; cytosol
Source: RefSeq, a predicted model, not a curated record
CAGAUGGUUUUGUUUAUGUCGCACAUUUUAUUUUUUCCUGCUUUAUGCAAACUCGAAGUGGUCGUGGUCGGCAUAAAUGUAACUGCUAUUUCCGAUUCCGUAGCUUACUAUUUGCGUUAAUAUUCAUUAAUAUGUAGCGAAAUGAUGGUAGCGCAUUUUGUCACGUACACCAACAAACGACGUGUAGAAAAUUUUACCAACACCAAACACUUUUGGUGAGCCAUGUCGAAUUCGGACUUGAAGAUGGCUUCUGAUGGAGACUCAGUUGACCUUGAAGUUGAAAUUGAAGAUAAUGCUGAAGAAAAAGAAGUUGCUGAACAAAAUGGAGAAGUCUCAACUUCAUCUGAACCCUCCAGCAAACGUAAGCCACGGAAAUUAAACCGUCAACAUAGUAAGGAAAAUCCGAGUGUUCACACCGGAUUUAUACAUGGCCCUCGCAGCUGGAAAAACAGUCGUCGUUCUCGUAACGGCCACGGCCGUGGCCUUCCUAAAAAGGGCGGUGCAGGAGGGAAAGGAGUUUGGGGCGUCCCCGGCUCGGAACUCCUCGAAGCUUACGAAGAUGUAAACGAUCCAAAUUACGAUUACGAGAAUUUAAACAGCGGCGACAUCGAGUUAAAGGUAGUAAUUCCGAAGGUGUCCAUGGAAGACUUGAAGAAAAAAAUUGAACCAAUCAUGCUGGAGUACUUCGAAAAUGGGGAUACACACGAAGCGGCGCUUUCAGUACAAGACACCAUAUCACUAAAAUUCCGUGAUAUCUUCGUGCAAAUAGGCAUCGAAAUCUCGAUGGAUCACAAACCUUCCCAUAGAGAAAUGACGUCUGUUUUAAUUUCGGAUUUAUUCGGCCACGUUAUUAACGAAAUCGAUAUAACUAAAGCCUUCGAAAGUCUCCUGGUUAACUUGCCCGAUCUAAUACUAGAUAUUCCGGAUGCUCCUACCAUUGUCGGUAAUUUCAUUGCGCGUGCUAUUGCCGACGACUGCAUUCCUCCUAAAUUCCUCAUCACUGCGAAGGUAAAAUCGGGGGAGAAAAAUUUCCAAGAAGCUGUAAGUCGAGCGGAUACUUUGCUAUCUAUGAAACAUGGCCUGGUUCGUUUACAUAACGUUUGGGGUGUGGGCGGUGCUUUACGACCAGUCAAGUACUUGACUCGUCAGAUGACCCUGCUCUUGCAAGAGUUUGUUUCCUCUGGCGAUAUUGAAGAAGCAAGCCGUUGCUUACACUCCCUAGAAGUGCCACACUUUCAUCACGAACUCGUGUAUGAAGCGAUUGUGAUGGCUUUAGAAGCAAAUAGUGCAGUUAAAGAAGAAGCUCUUUGCAAAUUGUUAAAGUCAUUUGAUGCUGCCGUUUUACUAACGCAGGAUCAAAUGGAAAGAGGUUUCCUCCGCGUCUACGAGGAUCUACCCGAUAUAUCCAUGGAUGUGCCAUUGGCAUAUAUAAUUUUGGAUCGAUUCGUUGAUCGUUGUUCAAAACAAGGCUUUUUAUCCGAAGUGGUAAUUUCCAAACUUCCUUCUAGAGGCCGUAAACGCUAUGUAUCCGAAGGUGAUCAACAAUUUUUGAAAACAUACAAAAUUUCAUAAAAUGCUUGCUUUUUAUCUAGGGUUAAAAACGUUAAUUUGCAUUUAAUUUCACUUACUAUUCACACUGUGUGUUGAAUCGUAGUAUGUUAUUUUCUUUUGUAAUGUUCUAUACAAAUAAAAUUUAUCAAAGUUAAA